CGUCCUCACUCUCUCUCUCUCUCCCAUAGUCUCGCACCACCAUGCCUGCAAUCCCUUCAUCGCUUCAUCACCUGAAGCCUUUAUUCUUCUCUCUCCCUCGCUUCUCAUCUCCGUCACUCACUCUCAAUCGCGUUCGCAAAUUCCCAAUCCCUACAAUAAACCCUAGAAGCCUCUCUUCUCUAUCGUCCGCCGUUGCCGCCGCAGAACAGUCUACCGAUGAUAAUGGCGGUGGCGGAGGUAGGUCCGAUGCGCUCGCUCCACCUCCAAUCACCGAAGAGUUGCAGAAAAUCGACGUCAAUCCUCCCAAGGGCACCAGAGAUCUCCCCCCCGAGGAAAUGCGCCUCCGCACUUGGCUCUUUCACAAUUUCCGAGAGGUUUCGCGGCUGUUUGGAUUCGAGGAGGUUGAUUUUCCGGUGUUCGAGUCGGAGGCAUUGUACAUUAGAAAAGCCGGCAAGGAGAUUAGGGACCAGCUAUACUGUUUUGAAGAUCGGGGAAAUCGUCGAGUUGCAUUGAGGCCCGAGCUCACUCCUUAG
This is a messenger RNA of Quercus lobata, 533 nucleotides long. RefSeq names its product histidine--tRNA ligase, chloroplastic/mitochondrial-like. Gene Ontology annotation, cellular component: cytoplasm. Lineage: Eukaryota; Viridiplantae; Streptophyta; Magnoliopsida; Fagales; Fagaceae. Gene Ontology annotation, molecular function: histidine-tRNA ligase activity. The record is from RefSeq and is a predicted model, not a curated record. Gene Ontology annotation, biological process: histidyl-tRNA aminoacylation. Bases 42 to 533 code for a protein of 163 amino acids. The transcript is spliced from 3 exons.